CCUCUUGGUGGCGUGUACUGGCCCACCCCUCCUCUCUUUCUAUCCCUGUCUCAGAUGCUGUUAUCCAGGCAGCAGGGAGGGAGGCUUGCAACAGACACUCACACUCUCUGCAUGGGUGAAGAGAGCUGGUGGGUUAGAGGACUGGAGGACAUCAGAGCUACCUCUGUUCUCUUCCCACGUUCAUCAUCUUGUGACUGUUUGUCCUUGGGCACAAAGAGAAAGUCACCUGGUGAGGUGGGGGCUUGUUUCCUUUGGAUGACAUACCUCUCUCCUGUGAGGACUUCUGAAAGUGAUCUAAAAGCUUUAGUUUUCUUCGUGCGGGAACGGUGAGAGGGCAGCCAUGGCUCACGCCGCGGCCCACAUUAAGAAGGCCAGGUCCGAGAUGGACCAGCCUCCGGAUCUGAAGGCUCUGGAGAAAGCCAGAGAGAGGAGGAGGCGUUCCCGGGAAAGGGCUGAACGCAAGCGCAAGUCGGACAGUAACACCAGUUUCCUGCGAGCAGCGAGGGCAGGAAACAUCGACAAGGUUUUGGAAUAUUUGAAAGGGGGAGUGGAUAUCAGCACCUGCAAUCAGAAUGGUCUUAAUGCACUGCACCUGGCAGCCAAGGAGGGCCAUGUGGAUCUGGUCCAGGAGCUGCUGGACAGAGGUGCAGCAGUGGAUUCAGCCACAAAGAAAGGAAACACAGCACUUCACAUAGCCUCUCUAGCUGGGCAGGCUGAGGUAGUGAAGAUCCUGGUCAAACGAGGAGCUGACAUCAAUGCACAGUCUCAGAAUGGAUUCACUCCUUUGUACAUGGCCGCUCAAGAGAAUCACCUUGAUGUGGUGCGAUACCUUCUGGAGAAUGGAGGCAACCAGAGCACUGCUACAGAGGACGGCUUCACCCCUCUGGCCAUCGCCCUCCAGCAGGGCCACAACCAGGUGGUUUCUAUCUUACUGGAGAAUGAUACUAAAGGCAAGGUCCGCCUGCCAGCCUUGCACAUUGCCGCCCGCAAGGAUGACACCAAGUCAGCCGCCUUGCUCCUCCAGAACGACCACAAUGCUGAUGUCCAGUCGAAGAUGAUGGUCAAUAGGACUACUGAGAGCGGAUUCACCCCCCUGCAUAUCGCUGCCCACUAUGGGAACGUCAAUGUGGCCACCCUCCUGCUGAACCGAGGGGCAGCAGUUGACUUCACUGCAAGGAAUGGGAUUACUCCCCUGCAUGUGGCCUCCAAGCGUGGCAACACUAACAUGGUUCGCCUGUUACUGGACCGUGGCUCUCAGAUUGAUGCUAAAACGAGGGAUGGUCUCACGCCCCUCCACUGUGCGGCUCGGAGUGGACAUGACACAGCUGUGGAGCUGCUGCUGGAGAGAGGAGCACCCUUACUGGCCAGGACCAAGAAUGGGCUGUCUCCUCUCCACAUGGCGGCACAAGGUGACCACGUUGAGUGCGUCAAACACCUUCUGCAGCACAAGGCGCCUGUUGAUGAUGUCACACUGGACUAUCUGACAGCGCUGCAUGUGGCAGCACACUGUGGUCAUUACAGAGUCACCAAACUGCUGCUGGACAAGAGGGCCAACCCCAACGCCAGGGCACUGAAUGGCUUCACUCCACUGCACAUAGCCUGCAAGAAAAACCGUGUAAAGGUGAUGGAGCUGCUGGUCAAGUAUGGAGCCUCUAUCCAGGCCAUCACAGAGUCUGGUUUGACUCCCAUCCACGUUGCAGCCUUCAUGGGUCACCUGAACAUUGUUCUGCUGCUGCUGCAGAACGGAGCCUCUCCUGAUGUCAGCAACAUUCGUGGAGAAACAGCGUUACACAUGGCAGCCAGGGCAGGUCAGGUGGAGGUGGUCAGGUGUUUGCUGAGAAACGGAGCAAUGGUGGAUGCCAGAGCACGGGAGGACCAGACUCCCCUCCAUAUUGCAUCCCGUCUGGGAAAAACAGAGAUUGUCCAGCUGCUGCUGCAGCACAUGGCCCAUCCUGAUGCUGCUACAACCAACGGCUACACCCCCCUGCACAUCUCCGCCAGGGAGGGGCAGGUGGAGACAGCAUCUGUGUUGCUGGAGGCCGGGGCUUCGCAUUCGCUGGCCACCAAGAAAGGUUUUACUCCCUUGCAUGUGGCUGCCAAGUACGGGAGCCUGGAUGUAGCCAAACUUCUGCUGCAGCGUCGCGCUCCACCUGAUUCUGCUGGGAAGAACGGCCUCACCCCGCUCCAUGUCGCAGCACAUUAUGAUAACCAGAAGGUUGCGCUCCUGCUUUUGGACAAAGGAGCGUCCCCUCACACUAUGGCCAAGAACGGCUACACUCCUCUCCACAUCGCAGCUAAGAAGAACCAGAUGGAAAUCGCCACAGUUCUGCUGCAGUUUGGAGCCGAGACCAACAUUGUGACCAAGCAGGGUGUCACUCCGCUCCAUCUGGCCUCCCAGGAGGGCCACACUGACAUGGCUGCCCUGCUCAUGAGCAAGGGAGCCCAGGUCAACGUCCCCACCAAGAGUGGACUGACUGCUCUCCAUCUGGCAGCCCAGGAAGACAAAGUGGCUGUUGCUGAGAUCCUCGCCAGAAACGGAGCCAACCUCGACCAGCAGACCAAAUUGGGAUACACCCCGCUAAUUGUAGCAUGUCACUAUGGUAAUGCCAAGAUGGUUAACUUCCUGCUUCAGAAUGGAGCCAGCGUCAAUGCCAAAACGAAGAAUGGAUACACACCCCUCCACCAGGCAGCCCAGCAAGGCAACACACACAUCAUUAACAUUCUGCUGCAAUACGGUGCCAAGCCCAACGCUAUCACUGUGAACGGUAACACUGCCCUGGGCAUAGCUCGGAGGCUGGGCUACAUCUCUGUGGUAGACACACUGAGGGUCGUCACUGAGGAGAUCAUCACCACCACAACGACGGUGACAGAGAAACACAAGCUGAACGUGCCAGAGACCAUGACUGAAGUGCUGGAUGUCUCAGAUGAAGAGGGUGAUGACACAAUGACAGGUGAUGGAGGGGAGUAUCUGAGGCCAGAGGACCUCAGGGAGCUGGGAGAUGACUCCCUGCCCGGACAGUAUCUGGAUGGAAUGAAUUACCUCCGCUUCAGCCUGGAGGGAGGACGCACUGACAGUUCAGACAGGUCCUUCACCCCCACCCACCACAGCUACUACUCCCCUAAACAUGAAGGCAUGAUGGACGAGAUGCUCACCAGCCACCAGGUUUCAUCACUUGCCAGAGAGAAUGAGAGGGAUUCAUACAGACUGAGCUGGGGAACAGAGCACCUGGACAAUGUGGCUUUAUCCUCCAGCCCCAUCCACUCUGGCCAUUCCUCUCCGUGCCAUGAUCAUGGAGACCACAGCAGCUUCCUGGUCAGCUUCAUGGUGGAUGCCAGGGGUGGAGCCAUGCGUGGUUGCCGGCACAACGGCCUGCGCAUCAUCAUCCCGCCCAGGAAGUGCAGCGCACCCACACGGGUGACGUGCCGGCUGGUGAAGAGGCACCGACUGGCUACCAUGCCCCCGAUGGUUGAGGGAGAAGGCCUGGCCAGUAGGCUCAUCGAAGUGGGGCCCUCUGGAGCCCAAUUUCUUGGUAAACUUCACCUCCCCAGUGCCCCUCCACCUCUUAAUGAGGGAGAGAGUUUGGUUAGCAGAAUCCUCCAGCUCGGUCCGCCGGGGACAAAAUUCCUCGGUCCUGUGAUCGUGGAGAUUCCCCACUUUGCUGCCCUGCGAGGGAAAGAGAGGGAGCUGGUGAUACUGAGGAGUGAAACAGGGGAAAGCUGGAAGGAGCAUCACUGUGAACACACCCAGGAGGAGCUCAACCAGAUACUCAAUGGAAUGGAUGAGGAGCUGGACACACCGGAGGAGCUGGAGAGGAAGCGCAUUUGCCGUAUCAUCACAAGAGAUUUUCCACAAUACUUUGCAGUGGUGUCGCGCAUCAAGCAGGACAGUAAUCUGAUUGGCCCUGAGGGAGGGAUCCUGAGCAGCACUGUUGUGCCCCAAGUACAGGCAGUUUUUCCUGAGGGGGCCCUCACCAAGAGGAUCAGGGUCGGACUGCAGGCCCAGCCUGUGAAUAUAGAUGUGGUGAGGAAGAUCCUGGGGAACAAGGCCACCUUCAGCCCCAUUGUCACUUUGGAGCCGCGCAGGAGGAAGUUCCAUAAACCCAUCACCAUGACCAUCCCUGUCCCCAAGAGCAACUCAGAUCCAGUCCUAAAUGGUUUUGGAGGGGACACGCCCACCUUACGACUGCUCUGUAGUAUCACUGGUGGAACUACGCCAGCCCAAUGGGAGGAUAUAACAGGAACCACUCCAUUAACGUUUAUUAAUGACUGUGUCUCCUUUACCACCAAUGUGUCUGCUAGGUUCUGGCUCAUAGACUGUCGGCAAGUCCAGGAAUCUGUCAACUUCUCCACUCAGGUGUACCGGGAGAUCAUCUGUGUCCCUUACAUGGCCAAGUUUGUCAUCUUUGCCAAGACCCACGACCCCAUCGAGGCCCGCCUGCGCUGCUUCUGCAUGACUGACGACAAGAUCGACAAAACACUGGAACAGCAGGAGAACUUCACUGAGGUGGCCCGCAGCCGAGACGUAGAGGUCCUGGAAGGCAAACCUAUCUAUGCAGACUGCUUUGGAAACCUUGUUCCCCUCACCAAAAGUGGCCAGCAUCAUCUCUUUAGCUUCUUUGCCUUUAAGGAGAACAGACUAGCACUCUUCAUCAAAAUCAGAGACAACACUCAGGAGCCAUGUGGCCGUCUGUCCUUUAUGAAAGAGCCCAGGAACUACAGGUCACUCACCCAAAAUGCCAUAUGCAACCUCAACAUCACCCUCCCAUCAUACUGCAAGGAAUCCGAUUCAGACCAAGAGCAAGAGGAAGAGACCAGCAGAACGCUAGAGAAAUAUGAAGAGACGGAGACAUCAGUCCUGAAAUCAGAGCUGAUUCGAGAACCAGACCUCCUAUCCGACGUGUCAGAGAUGAAACAAGAUUUGAUCAAAAUGACUGCCAUCUUGACUGCAGACUCCACUGAGAAAUCCCCUUCCUUAGGAGGGUGUGGUCUAGAGAAAGGGACUGAGGACGUUUCUGGAGAACCAUUAGAAAUAAUGGAGAAGGACUUAGAGAAAGUCAAAGAGGACCUAGAAAAAGUCAGUGAGAUACUAAGGAGUGGAACAUAUGAGGGUGAGAUGGCAGAGGAGGCAGCGAAAGCAGCUAGGAUGUCAGAGGAGUGGGUUCUCCUCACAGACAGUGAGAUAGAAGAGGCCAAAAAGAUGGCAGCUUUAGAAAUUCAAGAGCCUGUCUUACGUGAAACUAGAGCUAACAGAGGGGCUCCCAGACCCAAAGCCAUAAAGGACAGUGGUGACCUUAAAGAAUACCUCCUGGAUGCACCAGUAACCUCCAAAGUAAAAGCUAAAAAAGAAUCAGCCAUCCAAGAAAGAUUCACUGAUGUUGUACUACGCAAAAGUGCAAAACCAACUACUCCAACCAAAGUGCAUGACAAACCCACUGCUGGUGAUGUUAAAAAGCCAGUCAGAAGAAAGGGGAAAGACCAGGGGCAGGCAGAGGAAUCAACAGAGGCAGGUGCUCUUCUAAGUGUGCCUACAGCCCCUGCCCCAGCAUCGCCCGUAUCCCCAGUGGUUGAGGAAACUCCCAUUGGGUCAAUAAAGGACAAAGUUAAAGCUUUACAACAGAAAGUAGAGGCAGAGCAAAAGAGCAAAAAGGUCACUGGAAGCAAGCCUUCACAAUUGCCUGUUAUGAGCAAACCCUCUUCCAAAGCCAAAGAAAGCCCUAAAACAAAACAGCCCCCCCCCAAAUCCCCUAAAGCUGAAUCUGAAAAACUUGAGGAGACUAUGUCAGUUAAAGAACUGAUGCAAGCAUUCCAAACGGGGCAGGACCCUUCGAAGAGAAAGUCUGGGCUGUUUGAGCUCAAAACAUCCACUACGUCAAGAGCAGAGAAAACCACAAAAUCUGAAACCAUCCAAUCAAAAUCCAUGACCAAAGCAAUAACCUCACGUGUUUCUCAAGAGCGAGAAGUAUCUUUGGAUUCCAAACCAGGCAAGAAAGAGACCACUCAGCAGGACAGAGAGAAAGAAACCAAGUCAGUUGCUGCUGCCCAUUCAGAGCUGACUGAAACAGUAGAUUUUGGAAACGGUGGCCUUGAUGACAGCUCUGACAGCUUAAAACAUGAGGGUGUGGCAGACUCACUAAGUGCUAGUUCUGGAGAUGGAACCCCUCAUCUGAGCUCUGAGGACAGCUACAAACAUGAGGGUUUAGCCACUCCAGGCACAAGCCCUGAAAGUCUGUGUCUUUCUCCUAAAACUGGACAGCAGGCCGCUACAACCUCAGCACCAGCUACCACAACAGUCAAAAAAGAAAGUAAAGACACAGAGAAGUCUGGAGACUCUGGUGUAGGGGCCAGUGGUGACCAACUAUCUACAGAAUUGACCCUCCCUGUCUCUUCCAGCGAGGCUGCAGAUGACCACACUACAAGUGAGUCCAUAUCUGUUAGGAGGAGUGAGUCUAAGCCAUCUAAGCCUCAAAAGCUUACAAAGAGAAUUUCAGAGACUGUAGAAACUUUUCUUAGCGAUGAUGAGAGCCCUGAUCGUCAACUAACAUUGUCUUUAGUUGGUUCUCCAGCCCCUAGAUCCUCCUCUCAGCGCCAUGAAAGCUUAGAGCUGCCUUUAAAACAAGACUCAGAUGCUCUCAGUCCAUUAGCUGAUGACUCUUUGACAAUAAGCCACAGAGACUCUCUAGAGGGUAGUCCUCUCAUGGAAGAAAAUUCCUCCCAUAAGUCCCCAGACUCUAUUGAACCUAGCCCAACCAAGGAAUCACCCCCUCAUGACUCCUUAGAGAGCAGCCCUGUAGAGCAAAAAAGCCAACCUUCCUUCCCAUCAACACUAGGCCCACCUAGUAAAUCCUCUAGCCAUCCAGAGUCCUCCAAAUCUACAGAAUUCCCUCAUGAUGCUUUACGUGGUAGGCUGCUUCGAGACCAUGAGGCUAGUGCUGAUGAUGACAGUUGUGAGCAGACAUCUCAGAUGACAAGUUCUGGUAAGAGUCCCCUCUCCCCUGAUACUCCUAGUUCUGAAGAGGUAAGUUAUGAGGUAAACCCCAAACCCCCUGACCAUACAUUCCUCUCUGUUCCAUCCAAACCGGCUGUCAUCCCUGAAGACCCUGAAGAAGAGGAUACAUCAGACAGCUAUGAAGCUAAGAGAAAAAUCACUCCAGAGGAAGAGAUGUUUAAGAUGGCAGCCAAAAUAAAAACAUUUGAUGAGAUGGAACAAGAAGCGAAGAGCAAAAAGAACUCUAGAAAAGAUUUGUUUCCCUCAGCAGAUGCCAAAAUAGGGGAUGACAGCUAUGAAACAUUAGAGCCCACAACUGAGAAGCUUUCGCAAAGUGAAUGUGGGCUCAGUAGACCCACAGAAGAGUCAAAGUUAGCUCUUUUUGUUGAUCCCCAUAUUAAAGUACAACCUCCCUCUCCUUUUUCAGCAGGUUUGCAUGACGGAUCCCACAGCAAAGAGGUCCAGAACACAAGAGCCAGUGUCACUUCAGAGGGACCUCACUCUGUCUCAGACCAGCAUCAUUCAAAAUCCAAACUGGAAGCUGCACAGGAACAAAGAAUCCCACCGUCUCUAAAAGCUGAUAAAGACAGUAGUGCCAGAAAGGCUGCUGUAACAGCAAAUGCCGAAAACAGGACUGAUGAGCAAAAGGAGGAGUGCUUAAGGAAAUCAAGGGAAAACAAAGAUGAUAAGGAUGGUCAAGAGUCAGGUGUUAGCAGGCUACAGACUGGUAUGCUUAAACCAGGUAGCAAUGUAACAGAUGAAGUGAAAGGAGAUCACAGGGGGCAUACAGCAGCACCAGAAGCUGAACUUGGUGCAACUGUUGCCACAGAUCAAACAAAGGAAAUGUUCAAACCAGAGGUCUGUAUCUAUGAUGACACAGAGGAGGAUGAUGAGGCAUUGGAACCUCCCAGAACUGAGUCAAAAGGUGUCACCGCAAAGGUAGACACUGACUCAUGGUCUGCCAUGCGGGAGGAUGAUGCCACUUUUGCAGCUCGUGUCAAAGAGGAGGAACAGAAGAUACUUAAUCUGGUGGUGGACCGUCAGUCUCUGCAAGCAACUCCAGACACAACACCUGGUAGAACACCAACAGAGGAUAGCACUCCUACCAGUGAGCCCAACCCUUUUCUGUUUCAAGAAGGGAAGCUCUUUGAGAUGACCCGAAGUGGUGCUAUUGACAUGACUAAGAGGAGCUAUGAGGAAGAGGGGGGUGGCUUUGCCUUUUUCCAGAUAGGUGAACAGCCUUUAGAGGAGCCUCUCUUAGAAGAGGCCAGACAAGAAGGUAGGAGAUCAGCAGCAGAACCUGAAGUUGGCCUCAAUCUGACACUAGAGGUUAAAACUGAGGAAGAUGAGAAAUCAAAAGAAACAAUUGAAUCUCAGCUUCAGUCCCCACCUGAAGGUGAUCAGCUGAUCUCUAAGGCUGAUGCCUCCAAAUCUAAAAUCCCAAAAAUGGGCGUUUCAGCUUCAGCCAAACCUACAAAAAAGGAUCAGACAUCCCCUGAAGGUGUAGAAACUAAAACAGACAAAACUGUAAAUGAUGGAUCCUUAGAUUUAGACACAAGUUUUCCUGACCAAAUGAUAACAAAUGUACAAACAGCAGAAACCACAGUCACUAGAUCUGUUUACUCUGAGCAGGGCCAAGAGUCCUCUGAUUCUUCUCCAGAGGAACCGCAGUCAGUGAUAGAAGCUCCCAAAUCUACAGGCAAGUCUAAACAAAGUGCUUCCAGUAGCAUUAAAAAGACUGCAGGCAAAACACAAGCUAAAUCUGCUCCUCAAGGUUCCAGUAAAUCCACAAUUCACUCUCCAUCUCAUGCAACUUCCUCUUCAACCACUCUUAAGAAAGAGGCCUCAUUCACUUCUGAAUCUAAAUCUAGAAUUCCCAUCAAAGCUAGCACUGUCAAGCCUGAUUCUACUGUCAAACGUGUUGAAUCAACCCAAGAACCCAAAAAACUUAAAGUCCCUGUAAAAAAGGAUACAAGGAGAAAAUCUGAGACAGACGCAGGUCCCUCUGUGGAUGUCAAAACCAAGACACCAUCUUCUAAAGCCAAGAGCUUCUGUGAGGGGGAGUCUACCAGGCCAUCUGCUAAAAAAGUACAGGGUCGUCCCUCGAGUGCUGAGUCAGCAAAAACUAAAGGCUUCCAAUCCAGAUUGCCAGUCCGGGGCAAAAGUGGUCAGCCAUCUCAAUCACCAGCACCCACUAAACAGAAAAGUGAGACACGCAAAAAGUCCAUUGAGUUCUUUGAAGAGAUAAGCGAUGAAGCGGCAAAACUUGUGGCAAGGUUGGCACAGGCAGAGACAGAGAAAGAACAAGAGGCUGCAGCCGGCAACUCAGAUGAUGAGAGCAGUCUCAUUGAUCCAUCAUUCAUAGAAAGCGAAACUUUCCCUGAGAUGCAGUUCCCUCCCCCAGGAGACGUCUUUCCCAUUAGACCACUGUGGGACGACCCUGUUGAGACACAGAUGCAGCGAAUCCCAGAUGAUAAAGUCCAAAGUCAAGUAGACCCACAGGAUGAAGCAGAGAGAAACGAGCAACGGUUGGCCAUUAUAGCCGACCACCUGGGCUUCAGCUGGACGGAGUUGGCACGGGAACUGGACUUCAGUGAGGAGAGGAUUAACCUGAUAAGGAUUGAAAACCCAAACUCACUGCAAGACCAAAGCCAUGCUCUUUUGAAACUCUGGGCAGAGAGGGAAGGAAAGCAUGCCACAGAAUCAACACUGAUCAAAAGACUGACAAAGAUCAACCGAAUGGACAUUGUUCACCUCAUUGAAACCAAGAUAAUCAAGUCCACUCAGGAGGAGACAUCAUCACAUACCUAUGCAGAAAUCGAGCGGACCAUAGCACUUGACCAUAGUGAAGGUUUCUCUGCCCUUCAUGAAGACAUUGACAGCCCCAGGCCAGGCAGGCGCACAGAGACCACACGUAGGAGUCCAGGCUCAGGACAAGAGGUACCCAUGGUGUCAGCAGAGGACCUGUCCUCCAGUUUGUCAUCACUUCAUGAGACGACAGGACGAUCAGAGACAGACUCCACAGCAACAGGCCUUCUUAGAAAUGCCCAGAGAGAGAAACUACAAAAAGAGAUGGAGACAACAUACUCAUCACAAAGAAUAUAUGAGGAACUGACAGACUCGGUACACACGGGCAGUUUUAAACAAGAGAUAGCAGAGGAACUAGGGAUGCUGUCCUCUGAUAGCUCAGAGGAGGAGGUGCUGACCACCAGGGUGGUCCGACGCAGAGUUAUCAUUCAGGCUGAUAACCUACCAGAUAUCCCACCACAGACUGUCACAGAGGAGAAGUACAUAGAUGAGCAUGGGAACAUGGUUGUUAAGAAGAUCACACGAAAGGUGAUUCGUAAAUAUGUAUCUGCGGAUGGCAUGGAAACACAGGAAGUGACCAUUGAGGGCUCUCACCAGGAGACGGUGCAGAUAGAGGAGGGAGACUCUGUCUCCAAAGUGGUGAAGAGAACUGUGCUUCACAGUGAGGGAGAUCAGAAAGAGUUGACCUUCUCGGAGCCCCUGGCCCUGGGCGCCGCCACAGCAUCAGAGUUUGAGAUGGAGCCAGUGCAGGGUCGAAAGGUCAGCAAGGUUGUCAAGACGACGGUGGUGAGAGGCGAGAGGAUGGAGAAACAGACAGGAGACCCCUCGCUGGCUGCAGAUCUCCCCACAGCCAGAGAGGACUUUGAGAAGGCUUUGAGUUAUGCUGGAGGCUUUGGGAAAGCGCUCCUGCCUCAUGUAGUAGAGAAAGAGAUUGUUCAGGACGACGGUUCUGUGGUUAGAAGAAGCCAGAUGCGUAAAUCACGAACCCAGAAGAGGACUGUGGUGAGGGAUGCCCAGGGGAAGCAGGUGCACCUGGAGUGUCUGGACGACACCCCAGACGCCCUGCAGCCCGACGCCCUGCAGCAGCACCUACACCAACUGCUCCAACGCUACUGUGAGGACGACUGGGAGGAGGAAGAGGAGGAGGAGGAGGAGGAAGGAGACGAGAAGGAGGAGGAGAGCUUAGACUGAGCAGCAGCUUCCACUGGUCCUCUCCCUACAUCUUCCACUGAAGCCUCAGAUCAAAAUGUCCCAGAUCCCCUCCCUGUUGUCUUCGCUGAUCACUGGAUUGUUUCUCUUCUUUUUGUCGAAUAAUGGAACAGUAUUUUGUGCUUUAACACUUUUCCUUCCGUCACGUUGUGUUUCAUUUGCUCUUUUUGUGACCAAAGAUAGCACCCUUUGUUUUUGUCGGAUUAUAUUUUCGGUGUUUCACAUCUUUUACCUUUUGGCUGCUGUGGUGUGGUAAAGAUACGACGCACCAAAGGUGGAUCAAAAUCAAAGGGGGCAUCUCGGACGUUUCGCCUCACGCAUGGGCCUCUUCUUGAAGAACUCUUGUAAACAUUUGUAUAUAAAGGAGAUGAAAAAAAUCAUGCUUGGACUGGAAAAAAAAAAGUCAAAAAAAUUCAAAGCAUUUAAUACGUUAGCCCACCUAAACCUGCUGUACAUGCACCGAUUCAGCUGGAGAAAUGGCCACCGUACAGAUGAGAUUAAUGUUACAUGGAGAAUCAAGUGGGAGGAGUGAAAGUGUGUAUCAUCAUGGACUCUUUAUACAGCCAAACAUCAACCUGCUGACCUGUUUACAAAGGCUGUGUGAGCACACCUUUUGUCUUCCCAUGAUGCAUCUGCCCUCUUUUUGUUCAUGUGUCUGUCCUAAUGUGUGUCGUGCAUUCACAUUUAAUCUGUCACAGAGCCGCCACCUUUGUGUGUGUAUAUACAGUGUGUCUAUUGACAAAGAAAGUAGUGAUGAGGAAUGUUUUGAUGCAGAUCGAGCACUUAACCCCGCUGUCCUCGUACACGUAGCUCCUGUCGUCUGUGUUUCACCCUCCACCUUCACAUGUGCUGCUUCUCCUCACCUCAAACUGCAGCGGUGCUCAUAUUACUGUCCUCCAUGAAGCCUUGCCAAGGAUAAGGUUGGCUCUAUUUUUCUUACUGUCAACAAAUCCCAUGAAAAAGCCCAAACCAAUAAUAGAGGUCUCCUGCUAGUAUUGUGUGUGUGUGUGUGUUAUAGCCUGGUGCAUCUUAUCCCUCUGUGCCAUAGAGCUCCACUGUCGUCUACAAGCUAUAAAAACACAUCAGAUAUGACAUGUUCCUUCUUUGCCAUGAACAUAUAUUGGGAUAAUUAAUGGAAUAUUAAGAGAUGUUUUAACUUAAAGGUGCAUGUCACAUAUUUCACACGUCAAAAUCAGUUUCCUAACUGUUGAUGUCAUAGUGAUGUCAAGUUGCAUUAUGGGAAGUGUAGGAACAGUUGUUUUGGAGUAUGGAAGUGCAAUUUUAAAUCACUGGAGUGUCGCUUUUAAGAACCAUAUUAACUCCUUAACCUGUUUUUUCUUUUAAAUAAUUUAUAAUUUAGCUUUUCUGUGGCUUUUUUAUCUGGAAGAGGAAGAACGUUUUUAGAAUUUGCGCUUUUCACUUUUAUGUGUUGUGUUUCAGCAAUUAUCAUAUUUAAAUUGUCUAUAAGUGUAAUUUCUAUUCAGUCACAGCUGUCACUGUGUAUUGAGCAGAAACUUUAAGAUAUACAGAAACCCCAACAAAUGCACUUCUGUUUGAGUAAUGUUUGUUAGAAACUGCAGCGACCAGCCACUUUUUAAAAAAAGAAACUUUAUAUUUGUGAGUUGUGUUUUUUAAGAGUCUUCAAUAGAAACCAAUGUACCUGGAGCUGAGAGUGACAGACGGGGUGGGGAGGUGACAGACUAACACAUUGUUGGUUUGGGAUCUUUUCACGAGAUUUGUUGACACUAAUAAAAUAUAGACUAACACCAGACUUAUCCUUUUAGCCAUCACACAUAACAUAUAGAGGCUUUGCUUUAAUUGCUGUUGUUGAGUUGACUUUUUCUUGUUAUCACUGCUCUCAGAGGUUUGACACAUCAACCUGAAAUCCAAGCAAAGACCGACUUCCACUGACUUCAGUUAUCACAUCUGUACUUCCUUAUAUUUAUUUAUUGCCGUCCAUGUGUGUGUGUGUGUGUGUGUGUGUGUGUGUGUGUGUGUGUGUGUUUGAAUGUAUUCUAAAGCUUAAGUAAAGACAGAUGAAGAUUUUUUGCCAUUGUAGAUGAUUUUGAUGAUUUGUUGAUUUGAAAGUUGGUUGAAAUGCAUUCAGACUGAUUCAGUGUGUUUGGUGUUCAUCUACAGUUGAGACUUUAUCUAUGUAACAAUAUGAUCCUCACGUUGCCAUUUACUUUGAGUGUGAUCCAAUGGAAGAAUAAAAGAAAUGUCAAAAAGACCAUUGAUUUGAUAAAUGAGCAUCUUGUUUCCAUGGUGAUAACCAUAUUAUACAUAUUAACAGUGCAAAUAUCUAUGCGGGCAUGUAUGACUUUAUCAAAUUAUUACUAAAAAAAUAAACCUGAAACGCUAACAAGGCAUAGCAGCUGCAGUGUGUACAUGGCAGAACAAUAAAACUGUACAUGUGUCAAA
Lates calcarifer (barramundi perch) is the source of this 13423-nucleotide messenger RNA. RefSeq names its product ankyrin-2. The record is from RefSeq and is a predicted model, not a curated record. Gene Ontology annotation, cellular component: T-tubule. Gene Ontology annotation, biological process: regulation of cardiac muscle contraction; signal transduction; protein localization to T-tubule. Gene Ontology annotation, molecular function: protein binding. NCBI's taxonomy places the organism in Eukaryota, Metazoa, Chordata, Actinopteri, Centropomidae.